Messenger RNA from Amyelois transitella, 1494 nucleotides. RefSeq names its product testis-specific serine/threonine-protein kinase 3. The record is from RefSeq and is a predicted model, not a curated record. Lineage: Eukaryota; Metazoa; Arthropoda; Insecta; Lepidoptera; Pyralidae. Gene Ontology annotation, molecular function: tau-protein kinase activity; protein serine/threonine kinase activity; ATP binding. The coding region runs from base 303 to 1253 and encodes 316 amino acids. Gene Ontology annotation, biological process: protein phosphorylation; intracellular signal transduction; microtubule cytoskeleton organization. The transcript has 4 exons. Gene Ontology annotation, cellular component: cytoplasm.
GGCGCAGCGGUAGUGCGCUUGUCUGUGUCACUGGAGGUCCCGGGUUCGAAUCCCGGCCAGGGCAUGAUGAGAAACGAAUUUUCUCUGAUUGGGUCUUGGAUGUUUAUCUAUUAUUAUAUUAUAAAGUAUCAUUGAGUUAGUAUCUCGUAACACAAGUUUCGAACUUACUUCGAGGCUAACUCAAUCUGUGUUUGUCCCGUAUAUAUAAUAUUAAUUUAUUAACGUUUACUAUUUAAAACUGCAAUAUUCCAUAUCAAUUGGGAUUUUUAGUAAGAGUUUUUCAGGUAUACAAAUCAACUUACAUGGUGGACGAAACUAGACACACAGUGAUGGCGUGCAAAGUAAUAGACACUGCGCAGGCGCCACGGGACUACCUCACAAAGUUUCUUCCCCGUGAACUAGACGUUCUGAUCAGAGUCAACCACCCACACGUCAUCCACGUCUCCAACAUAUUCCAACGGCGAGCCAAGUACUUCAUCUUCCUACGAUUUGCAGAGAACGGCGACCUUCUAGAUUUUCUCACGGCCAACGGACCCGUGCCAGAGAACCAAGGCAGAUUGUGGAUGCGCCAAAUUAUAUCGGGGAUACAAUUCAUACACGCUUUGAAUAUAGCCCACAGAGAUUUGAAAUGCGAAAAUAUUUUGAUAACGUCUAACUACAACGUGAAGAUUACCGAUUUUGGUUUUGCUCGUAACGUACGUCAGCGAGAUCGGGAUGUAUUGAGCGAGACUUAUUGCGGGUCACUUUCGUAUGCCGCUCCCGAGGUGUUGAAAGGCGUGCCUUACUUACCGAAGCUGGCCGACAUGUGGUCCAUCGGCAUCAUUAUGUACACCAUGCUCAAUAAAGCGCUGCCAUUCAAUGAGACUUCGGUCAAGAGAUUAUACGAGAAACAGGUGAUGCGCAAGUGGAGGUUCCGAACGAGCGUCGUGAACCAGCUGUCAGUAGAAUGCAAGCAGCAGGUGACGCAGCUUAUGGAGCCUGAAGCCAAGGCGCGCCCUACCGCCGCUCUCGUAUUCUCAGGCACUUGGAUAUCUAUGGACCAGAGACUAACAAAACUAACCUUUUUGGAGGAGUCUCUUCUCAAGCAAGCUCAAGAGGAUUCCCAAAAAAAGGAAACCAACAUAGAGGAAGACAACGAAAUGGAGCGAAUAGCUGAGUUACGGAGAAAAGGAAGGGGGAAAGAGGGCCUAAAAAUUUUGAAAAACGUCGACACAACAUUUGGUAAAUCACAACAGCUGUUUGAUAAGGAUUAAGUGUAAAAAAAAUAGAAAAACUAUGAUUAUGUUCAUCCGAUGGUUUAUUAACUUUUUACAUUUUAUGGUUUUAAGUUAUUGUAAAAAUUAUUUAAUACAUUAUUGUACAAAUGAUUUUGUUGUUGUCAUUGGCAAUGAUGAAUUCAUCUGCCCUAUAUUUACUAUAAUAUAACAAAGCUAUGGAAGACAAGGGAUUAUCGUACUAGGGUACUUACAUUUGGCACAGCGUGUUAGGAACAGG